CACGUGCAGUCAUCAGUAAAAUACAUGUAUGUUAUUUACCUUACAUUAUAAAUUGUACCUGUGGGCGAUUUCUUUAAAAGUUGAAUGUACAUAUAACUUGUAAUUGUACCUGUCCGAAGGAGCAGAUAUAGGAUUGACCAUUUGAGACCUCGGGAUAAAAUAACAAAAGUAGAUCAUCAACGGCUUUGAGAUUCCGUGUGGACAUCUUUCUUUAUUAUUGUUCACCAGUGCAUGUCUCACUCUCGCGGGUUAUUAACAUCAUUACUUAUGACACAUUGAAGUGAACAUUCUUUCGCUUUCGUCUUAGCCUUCCGUUGGCUACAGGGAAUUUCAGUGAUAUUUUAACUGAAUUUGGAUUUUAAGUGAAAUAUGCGACGGAGUUCGUGUGGGACAUUUAGCCUGGUCCUGGCUACAUGUCUGGGACCAGUGGCUAUUGCUCUUUUAGCAGUUUCUUUUGCCACGGACUAUUGGAUAGAAUUCACAGUAGAUAGAAACAGACUAGGGGCUUCUGUAAAAACAGAUGCUACUAGAGCUAGAUACACUUUCACCAGAAAUAGGGGAAUAUUUCGUGAAUGCUAUUAUGGGAAUGAUACUGAUUUGGUAUUCAGAAAUGCGGACGGUAUUGUUGACAGCAAUUGUUUCCAUAUUUCCUAUAAAUUCCCAGAAACCACAAAUGUUGAUUAUUCAGCGGAUUUUUCCACACGUAUACAUUUAAUGAGAUGUCAUAUGGCCUUUUUUAUUAUGGCCUUGGUAUUUUUCUUAAUUUCAUACGUGUUUGGUGCUGUUGUUUGCUGUUGGCGAAGGUCAAAAUGGGCAUACUGUGCAGGUUUCUGUGCAUAUUUUUCAGCAUUUUGUACUGCAGCAGCUAUAGCCUUCUUCCAUGGAGCUGAAUAUUUAGAAAGGAAUAAAAUAAGAGAUGAACCUCAGUUUUACCAGGCAUGGGACCCAUCGAUAAAGACAGCAACAGUUCGUGACUACAGGUGGUCCUACAUACUAGGUUGGGUUGGUAUGGGAGUUGCAGCACUCACGGCAACGCUUUAUGCAGUAGCUGGAUGUUACAUAGGAUCAGAGCGUUACGAAGACAAAGACUAUUUAGAAAAGAGACGUGGUCGAGAAUACGGAUAUCAAGCGUAUGACAAUAGGGCUUUUCCUAUGGAACUGGCAUACCCGGACCCCUACGCAUAUCCUCCACCUCAUCGUGCUGGUCCAUAUCCUGGACCUCCUUAUUACCCCGGUCCAUAUGUAUAUGACAUGGACACACGUCGACCUCUUCCAGCUGUUGGUUACGGCGGUGAACAAGGUGCACCAUAUUGGACGUGGAGUGGCUAAGUAGUAAAGGCGAAAAUAGAUGAAAGAGAGAUAACUCUGAUUAAAUAUAGAUAUAAUGCGAAGACAGAACUCCGUAGUAUAUUAUAGCGAAAUGAUUCAACAAUGACUGUCCGUUUUGUAUGUGAAAUAAUUUUUAUUCUCACAAAAUAUCAUACAGUGUAAGAACGUUUUUGGAAGAAGACGUAAAUAAAGGAAAGGGAAAGUAGUGUAUACAUGUAACAGUCAAGGGCAUUACAUUUGCAUAAUUGUAUAAAAUAUAACUCUAGUCAACCUUCAACGAAAUUUUAACAAUAUUCAAAUGAAUCUAGAGCUUUUUAUCUCAUUUUUCUUUAUUGAUCAUUCAUGUAUCCGUUUUUGGAAUUGACUAUCAUUGUUAUAUUUUAAUAGGAUGUACUUAAAAGUAAGAAGCCAAUAAUAUCUGAAUUUUGUUAAUAGAUUUCAUAGAUUUCAUGAUCGUUUGUUUAGACUGUUGAAAUAAAAGUAGGAAAAAAAACAGAAAUUUAAAUUACCUUGUUGAAUACAUCUCUACGUUAUUCUUUUGUUUUUCCUUUUGUGAAUACAAUUAUUGUCGCGUUGGUGUACAUGUGCUUUACAUGUUUGCUCUUUGUUUUGAGGUAUUCAUUUCAAAGUACCUACUUUACAUUUUCAAUGUUUUUGUAUAUAUCUAUAAUUGCAUAAUAUAUUUAUACCAUUGAAAUAAACAGACGUGUUUUUUUUCAUUAUCUAAAGAUUAGAUAGCGCAUAAUAUUACAUUAUUUAAUUUAUACAUUAUUUGAAACAUUUAUUUUCACCUACAUAGAAUUCAUAAAUAUUUUAGAUAGAUAUUUACUACGUUGUCAAAGCUAGAUUGAAAAUACGAAAAGAUCAUUUACUUUUGAGUUAAAUAAACAGAAGUCAAAGUUUUUAAAAAUAUUUAUAGUUUAUUUUUGGAAAAAAAGAAAUUGGUGAACAGCUUCUUAUUUUGAUUUCAAUCGAGAAAAAAAAUCACCAUAAAAUUGUAAGACCUGAUCAUAGUUUUUUUUUUCUUCACCGAAUAAUAUUGAAAUAUCAUAGUUACAAGUACAUUUUCUAGGUUUUUAUAAAGAGAACCGACCAGGAUGAUACAUAUACAAAUGUAGCUUAUUAGUUAUGAUCAGUUUGUUAGAUUGUAAUAAAUAACUGAACAAACAGA
Mytilus trossulus (common blue mussel) is the source of this 2500-nucleotide messenger RNA. RefSeq lists its product as uncharacterized. Bases 370 to 1329 code for a protein of 319 amino acids. NCBI's taxonomy places the organism in Eukaryota, Metazoa, Mollusca, Bivalvia, Mytilida, Mytilidae. The record is from RefSeq and is a predicted model, not a curated record. Gene Ontology annotation, cellular component: membrane. The transcript has 5 exons.